Molecule: messenger RNA, 2091 nt
Organism: Pollicipes pollicipes
Lineage: Eukaryota; Metazoa; Arthropoda; Thecostraca; Pollicipedomorpha; Pollicipedidae
Product: ER membrane protein complex subunit 1
Exons: 13
Coding region: 130-2091 (653 amino acids)
Biological process (GO): protein folding in endoplasmic reticulum
Cellular component (GO): EMC complex
Molecular function (GO): protein binding
Source: RefSeq, a predicted model, not a curated record
UAAAUAAGCUAGAUCAUGUAGCAUUUUGUAUCGCAGAAGCGGUAGACCUGUCUACUCAUUCUUCAUACUUUGAGCCUCAUGACGAAGUGACUAUCGUGCGCGACUUUCGUGAGGGGAGGCGGUUGUUUCAUGGUUUUAAGAAAAAACAUGGCUAGAUUUACCAUUCUAGUAUUGCUGUCUUGCUUAAUAUUGAAAGUUCUAGCUCUGUAUGAAGAUCAAGCAGGGAAAUUUGAUUGGCGGCAGCAGAUGGUCGGCCGGCCGGCCCACGUGCUGUUCGACGCGAGCGGCGCUGGUGGCUACAAGCGCCUUGUGAUGGCCACAGAGGACAAUGUACUGGCUGCACUCAACCACAAGUCAGGUCAGCUGAUCUGGCGGCGCGUGCUAGAGCGGGGCGAGAGCGGCCACAUCCACCUGCCGCUGCCAUCUAAUGGCGACCUUGUGACCUACUCGGGCCACAACCUGCUGCGCGUUUGGUGCGCCGCCACCGGCCUACUCAUCUCUGAGGCAGCGCUCGACAUCGCCCCAGCCAGCGGCGCGGCGGGUCUGCACGUGCUGACAUCGGGCCGGGACCAGUUGCUGGCGCUGCAGCUGGGGCCCAGCGCCGCCCUGCACCGCAUCGCCCGCGGCUCGGGCCAGGUCACCACGGCUCCGCUCAGCACGCCAUGGGCCGGCGCCGCCAGGUGCGUGUCGGGCGCCGAGGCGCUGCUCUGCUGGGACGCCGCCGCCAGGGCGCUACACGUAUUCACCGCGGCGUCCGGUCGGUUCUCCAAGCAGCCCCUCCCGCCGGCGCUCUCUGCUAGCCAGGAGCCGCGUGUGCGACACCUGGGCAACGAUCUGUUCGCCAUCGCCGCCUCCGGUCGCCUAACGGUGGUCCGAGUGACUCGUAGUUUCGAGGUCGUCCAGGAGAUGGCGGGAGAUAUGGCGUGCCUUGCGCAAGCUGGCGGCGAGCAAGUUCUGUAUGUCGGGAAGUACUCGAAGACUGGAAAAGUACCGGCGGUGGAGUUCUCGGUCAGUGCGCCGGGCGGCGGACAGGUGGCAGCACCGGCGGGCGCCGUGUCACUGACUGCGCGCCACGGCACCGUCUCCGCCUGCCACGUGACGGUGGCGCCGCGCCGCGACGGCGGCCAGCUGGCGGCGCGCGCCCUGCUCGUCGGCGACGACGAUGCCGUCACCAUGACAACUGUCGGAGGUGACGUGCUGUGGACGCGGGAGGAGGCGCUGGCCUCUGUCGUGGCCGUAGAGGUGGUGGACCUGCCCAUGUCGGCCGGCGACGUCAGCAUCGAGGAGCAGUUCGGCGACCCUGCCGCCGGUCCCGUGUCGGCGUUCGUGCGCCGUAUGACGUCACAGUGGAGUCAGCUGGCGUCGCUGGCGGCGUCCGUGGUGUCGGGCGAGGUGAUCCAGGGCUCUGACGUCACACAUCUGACGCGCGACAAGUUCAACCUGCACAAGAUGCUGGUGGUCGUCACGGCCUGUGGCAAGCUGCUGGGCCUGCACAGCCAGACAGGCGCCGUGGCGUGGGCGGUGCCGGUGGCCGGCCUGGCGCCGCUGCCGGCCGAGGGCGUCGUGCUCGGCCUGCAGCGCGGCACGGCGCACUUCCCGCACGCGCCGGCGGCGGCGCUGCUGUCGCGCGGCACGCUCGUCACCUUCAACCCGAUCACGGGCGGCGAGCUGGCCGUCCACCGGCUGGGCGCCGGCGUCAGCCAGGCCAGCCUCAUGCAGCAGAGCGACGGCACACAUCUGAAGCCUCUGGUCAUGUUCGACACCGCCGGCGCGGUACACGUCUGGCCCGACAGUGCUGCCGCUCUCGUCAAGUCGCUGCACCAGAGGCUGUUCUUCUACACGGCAGAUGUCGCCACCGGCAUCAUGCAGGGCUACGCCGUCACAGAGGACCUGCGGACGGUGCCCACGUGGCGGCUGGACCUGUCGUCGCAGGGUCAGACGAUCCGGCGUGUGCUGGCCAAGUCGCCUCACGAGCGCGUGCACAGCCAGGGUCGCGUGUUGGCCGACAGGAGCGUGCUGUACAAGUACGCCAACCCCAACCUGCUGAUGGUGAUCACCGACGCCGACGACCCCGUCCACAAACGUCUGUGA